GGGAUGGACCUGGCUGCCUGCAUUGAGCUCAUUGAGAAGCCCAUGGGCAUCUUCUCCAUCCUGGAAGAGGAGUGCAUGUUCCCCAAGGCAACUGACACCUCCUUCAAGAACAAGCUCUAUGACCAGCACCUGGGCAAGUCCAACAACUUCCAGAAGCCCAAACCUACCAAAGGCAAGGCUGAGGCCCACUUCUCCCUGGUGCACUACGCUGGCACAGUGGACUACAACAUCUCUGGGUGGCUGGAGAAGAACAAGGACCCCCUGAACGAAACUGUCAUUGGGCUGUACCAGAAAUCAUCUGUGAAGACCUUGGCCUUACUAUUUGCCUCUGCUGGGGGAGAGGCAGAGGCCAGUAGUGGUGGUGGUGGUGGCAAGAAAGGUGCCAAGAAGAAGGGUUCUUCUUUCCAGACUGUCUCAGCUCUUUUCCGGGAAAACCUGAACAAGCUGAUGACCAAUCUGCGGAGCACUCACCCCCACUUUGUGCGCUGCAUCAUCCCCAAUGAGACUAAAACACCUGGUGCCAUGGAGCACGAGCUGGUGCUGCACCAGCUGCGCUGUAACGGCGUGUUGGAAGGGAUCAGGAUUUGCAGGAAAGGGUUCCCCAGCAGAGUCCUCUAUGCUGACUUCAAACAGAGGUAAGAGUUAUCAAAUUAAGAGU
This is a messenger RNA of Neopelma chrysocephalum (saffron-crested tyrant-manakin), 658 nucleotides long. RefSeq names its product myosin heavy chain, skeletal muscle, adult-like. Gene Ontology annotation, biological process: vesicle transport along actin filament; actin filament organization. NCBI's taxonomy places the organism in Eukaryota, Metazoa, Chordata, Aves, Passeriformes, Pipridae. Bases 4 to 639 code for a protein of 211 amino acids. Gene Ontology annotation, molecular function: actin filament binding; ATP binding; microfilament motor activity. The transcript is spliced from 5 exons. Gene Ontology annotation, cellular component: cytoplasm; myosin complex; vesicle. The record is from RefSeq and is a predicted model, not a curated record.